Molecule: messenger RNA, 1665 nt
Organism: Mytilinidion resinicola
Lineage: Eukaryota; Fungi; Ascomycota; Dothideomycetes; Mytilinidiales; Mytilinidiaceae
Product: cytochrome P450
Exons: 5
Coding region: 122-1660 (512 amino acids)
Molecular function (GO): iron ion binding; heme binding; monooxygenase activity
Source: RefSeq, a predicted model, not a curated record
CACCGAACAUGUCAAACACACACCUCGGCCUAGUGGAGAGUACACCUCUGCAAUGCAUUCUUGAAUUCUGUGUUUAGGAAAACACUGAGAUUACCUUACAUUGUUUGUCUUCUGAUACAAGAUGACCAUUCUUCUAGACGCCAUCCUCUUUACAAAAACUUAUUGGGUCCCAGUAUGCGCUGGCAUCCUUCUCGCCCGACUGGUCUAUAACCGUUACAAAAAUGGGCUUUCUGACAUACCUGGGCCAUUCUUGGCCUCUUUGACUGAUUUAUGGAUGUUUUCCCAUUACCUUCGAAGAAAGGGGCACCAAGAAUGGAAGUUGCAUGAGAAGUACAAUUCGCCAUUACUGCGCAUUGCUCCCAAUACUAUCGCAGUCGCCGAUGCGGAGGCAGUCAAGACCAUAUAUGGGUGGAAACCAAUCUUUAGCAAAAGUCGCCUAUACAUCUCGCAGUAUGUCACCACCGAGGAUGGCACCGUCCUGGAGAACGUAUCUUCUACUAGAGAUGAGGCCCGACACAGUAUUCUUCGCCGACCGGUCGCACAUGCUUAUUCGUUGGGGACUCUGGUAGAAUUUGAGCCUCUAGUUGAUUCUACCUCUUUGGUAUUUUUUAAAGAGGUCGAGGAGCGUUUUGCGCGGACUGGGAAAGAAUGCGAACUAUCAAAAUGGGUGCAGAUGUAUGCCUUCGACAUAAUUGGCGAGCUCACCUUCAGCAAACGCUUCGGAUUCCUAGAAUCCGGCAAAGACCUCGGCAACAUGAUGUACCACACCGGCAAAGCCAUGGACUACAUCGGUUUCGUCGGCCAAGUACCCACCCUCGACGAAUGGCUGCGCAUCAAAGGCUUCGGCUACAUCCUGCGCAAAUUCCGCCCAACAGGGCCCCUCAUGAAAUUCACCGCGCGCCAGAUCCGCGAGCACGCCGCCUCGCCGGACCAAACCCGCCCGGACUUCCUCUCGCGCUUCAUCAAAGCGCGCGAGAAGUACCCGGACCUGAUGACCGACCGCCGCCUCGCGACGUACACCAACACCAACAUCAGCGCGGGCUCGGACACGACAGCCAUCGCGCUCCGCGAGGCCAUCUUCCGCAUCCUGACCCACCCGGGCUGCUACGGGAAGUUCAUGGCGGAGCUCAAGCGGACGCUGCAGGCGCGCGCUGAGGACGUCGAGUAUAGCAAACCGAUCACGUGGGCGGAGAGCCAGAGGAUGCCGUACUUCCAGGCGGUUGUUAAGGAGUGUCUCCGUGUGCAUCCGGCGUUGGGGCAGGUGAUCCCCCGCGACGUGCCCGCGGGCGGCGUCACGCUGUGCGGUAAGUACCUGCCCGAAGGCACGGUAGUCGGGUGCAACGCGUGGAGCGUUCACCGGGACAAGGCCGUGUAUGGGGAGGACGCGCACGAGUUUGUGCCGGAGCGGUGGCUGGAUGCGGAUGUGGAGAGGGUGAGGUAUUUGGAGAGUUUGAGCUUUGCGUUUGGAGGGGGCAGUCGGGUGUGUCUGGGGAAGAACAUUGCGAUGUUGGAGAUUUCGAAGUUUGUGCCGGAGUUUUUUAGGAGGUUUGAGAUUGCGUUGGUGGAUCCGGGGCGGUAUAGGCUGUUUCCAGGGUGGUUGGUGUUGCAGAAUGGGUUGGAUGUGACGCUGAAGGUGAGGGAUGGGAAGGAGUUCUUGUAAGAGAU